AUGGCUACUCUUCCUAGGUCCACAAAGUACCCACCGGCGCCCGCAGAUCCCUCAUUUCACCGCCCUGUCUCUGAUUUUGACUCAGGCAUCAACACAUCCGUGGCCUGGACCGAACACCUCGAGAAUGCCUCGUCCUCGCCGCUCUCACUCUCCAAGGCGCGCUCGCGGCGGUACCUGUCCGAAUCAGACGCCAAACCGUCGCUCUCAGAGGAAGAAGAUGAUGAUGAUGACGAGCCGGAGAUGAUGACGCGUCCCGCACGCGCGCUGUACGCAUUCGAGGGCAAACCCGAGUUCCGCGAGCUGCGCGUCGAAGCAGGCGACGAGUUCGAGGUCAUAAAAGAAGACGUCGGCGACGGCUGGAGUCUCGUGAAAGACACUACGGGGGAGGUCGGCCUCUUGCCGCAGUCCUAUUACACGCUGACCACUGAACUUGCGCUUUCGCCUGAUAUCCAGCUCGAUGUCGAUGUCGAUGUCGCGCAACGCACAAAACGGCGCGAGGCGUCUGGGUCGUCGAUCACACCACGGGGCUCGCCGCGAUCGUCAGCGCAUCAGGGAUCGCUGACACCCUUGAUCCCUCAGCAUACUGGAGAGUGGCUGCCCAACUUUCCCAGCUUCCGACAAAGCCUCCUCGGUGGGAAAUCGCUCAACAGAUUCUCAAGCUUCGUAACCAGCGGCGCCGAAUCCUUCCUCCUCAACGGCAGUCCGACCCCAGAAGCCACAGUCGAACCCACCCCGAUCUCUAAACCCGGGCACGCAAAGGAAGACACAUCCGCCUCGCUCUUCGAAGCGUCCGAAGAGGAACGCACACGGCUCGCGAUUCUCGGGCUGGGGGAGGCGGACAAGCACCUCAUCGACGCAGGCCCUGCUGGCCCCGCAUGGCACGCGAAAACGCCGCCGCUUAACGUCCUCGUACAUUCACCCAGCAAGCGCACCUCGGGGCUUACAGGCGCAUACACGAUGUACAGUAUCACGUCCAUCUUUGCGCCCUCGCCUGCGCAGGCUGCUGCUGCUGCGGAGUGGGUCGAGGUCCCGGACCCGGACGACGUGCACCCGCCGUCGCCCACCGCUAUAUCUGCAUCUUCAUCUGCGUCUACAGGUGUAGGAGGAGACGGGAAGACGCGCAUCACCGUCCAGCGCCGCUUCUCGCACUUUGUGAUGCUGCACACGGCGCUGUCGCGCAGGCUGCCGGGCAUCGUGCUGCCCCCGCUGCCGGAGAAACAGUACGCGGGGCGGUUCAGCCACGACUUUGUCGAAGCGCGCCGCGGCGAUCUGGAGCGCUAUCUCUCCAAGAUCGUCAGGCACCCCGUUGUGCGAUAUGCUGAGGCUCUGACGUUUUUCUUGGGGUGCGAUAAUGAUAGUGAGUGGGCGAGACUUUGGCCACAGCAUAUAUCAGCGCCCGCUGCUGGCCCUGCGUUCUACGCCCGCGUGUACCACCCCGCGUUCAACGUCGACUUGGAAGACGCAGAAGAAGCCAUCAACGCAUUCCAAAACCACGCGCGCGCAGUCGGGAAAAGCGUACAGGGACUCCGAAGUGUAUUUGGAAGGAUUAGAGAGGCGCGGAUUGAAAUGUCCAAAGCGGAGCGGUUGUUGUCGUACUCGUUGCUUUCGCUUAUUACGUCGAAGCCGAUGGCGGCGUCCAGCGCCCCAGGUACAACACGCGACGAGGAAGACGCGAGCGGGCACUCGACGACGACGGCGGCGGCGGCGGAGAAGAUGAAAGGACUGAAUAAUAGCGAUGGCGCAUGGUGCUGGCGCGAAAAUUGUGCGGAUUGUUUGAAGUUGACCAAGGCGGUGCAAAAGACUUCGGAGACGCUGCAGACCGUGGCGAAUUUGUAUGAUGGUCACGCGCGACGGACGCAGCUGGCUACGCAUGAGUCGUUGAAGCUUAUGGCGCAUCCGUCUUCUUUGUACGAGAGUGUUAUUACGACCCAUAAGUCGACUUUAUCGCGCUACCGCGAAGCAGUGGGCAUAUCGAAUAAAUCAGCUUUGACAUAUGCAAACGAAGAUAUGGCAGGCCGAUGCGAAACGGUGCUCAACACCACCAUGGCGGAGAUGGACGUGUACCACACGCAGAAAGUCGAGGAUCUCAAGACGGUCGCGACGGACCAUCUGGACGGCGAAAUCGCAUUUUAUGAGCAGAUUCUGACGCGCCUGCGCACCGCGCGCAAAACGUUCGAUGAUCCGCAGUACACCGCGCUCGCAGAGUCUCCACGUCUGCCGUCCAUUUAUGAACGCGACCUUUCAUUUGACCCGGCCAAUCCGCAGUCCUUUAGUGGUGGUAGCAGCGGUGGUGGUGGUGGUGGUGGUGGUAUGGCGACAAGACCGCUGCCGCAGCCGUGUCCGCACGUGUUUGAUUCGGCGCCGAUGCGCCCUGUGAGUGUGGCGAUACAGGAGGGGGUUGGGAUGUUUUUGGGCGAGGGUGGUGUGGGGAGGGCAAGUGUGUUUGGUCGAUUUUGGUGA
Psilocybe cubensis is the source of this 2460-nucleotide messenger RNA. RefSeq lists its product as uncharacterized. NCBI's taxonomy places the organism in Eukaryota, Fungi, Basidiomycota, Agaricomycetes, Agaricales, Agrocybaceae. The transcript is spliced from 8 exons. Bases 1 to 2460 code for a protein of 819 amino acids. Gene Ontology annotation, molecular function: phosphatidylinositol binding; protein binding. The record is from RefSeq and is a predicted model, not a curated record. Gene Ontology annotation, biological process: endocytosis; endosomal transport; plasma membrane tubulation. Gene Ontology annotation, cellular component: cytoplasmic vesicle; plasma membrane.